Messenger RNA from Frankliniella occidentalis (western flower thrips), 450 nucleotides. RefSeq names its product cytochrome P450 4C1-like. The transcript is spliced from 4 exons. Gene Ontology annotation, molecular function: oxidoreductase activity, acting on paired donors, with incorporation or reduction of molecular oxygen; heme binding; iron ion binding. The record is from RefSeq and is a predicted model, not a curated record. NCBI's taxonomy places the organism in Eukaryota, Metazoa, Arthropoda, Insecta, Thysanoptera, Thripidae. The annotation marks the transcript as partial.
AUGGUACUUGAAGUUUUCUUUGUCACAUAUGCCCCAUCAUUGAACUCCGCAGGUUCCUCCCGGAGAACUCCGCGUGCAGACCAGACGCAGGCGUUUGAGGACUGGACAAAGAAAUAUGGCGGCAUCUUUCGCCUUUGGGUCGGAAACAACAAAGCUGUCAUCAUCUUGAGCAAACCUGAAGACCUGGAGAUUCUCCUGGGCAGCAACAAGCACAUCGAGAAGGCGGACGUGUACAACCAGCUCCACUCCUGGAUCGGCGAGGGUCUCCUGACGAGCACAGGCAAGAAGUGGCACACACGAAGGAAGCUCAUCACUCCGAGUUUCCACUUCCGAAUCUUGGACCAGUUCGUCGAAGUAUUCAACAGAAACAGCGACAUUCUCGUCCAAAAGUUGCUGCUUCAGAAGGACACGAUCAACGUGCACGCCUUUAUCACCCUUUGUACCCUGGAC